Cylas formicarius (sweet potato weevil) is the source of this 3607-nucleotide messenger RNA. RefSeq names its product protein wings apart-like. The transcript has 9 exons. Gene Ontology annotation, biological process: regulation of chromosome condensation. The coding region runs from base 349 to 3474 and encodes 1041 amino acids. Lineage: Eukaryota; Metazoa; Arthropoda; Insecta; Coleoptera; Brentidae. The record is from RefSeq and is a predicted model, not a curated record.
CAGACGCCAUACAACCGUAGCCAAUUAUUUACUAGCGUGUUUAUAAGGCUAUUUACCCAGUUUGACAAGAGAAAUUUGUUUUUUUUUUCGCCGACAUCGGGGUAAAAUAUCCAAAUCGUGGUCGAUUUUGGUGCUCCGUGAUAUUCUAGCAGUAAACAGUGGCCGUUUUCAUUUGGAUAGAAAGCAUUGGAAUAGAGCAGUUUCCCGUUAAAACCCGGGAAAAAUGGCGAUUUGGGAAUCAAUUUGAAUCUAAUAAGAGACUGUUCGAAAGCGAAGGAAGGACAAUUUGUCAUCGACGACGUAGAGAGCAUGAUAGAUUGUUGACUAUUCAGAAUGGAUUGAGUCUGGAUGCCUAUACUGGUGGGCAAGAUGUCCAGGGGUUAUGGGAAAUAUCGCCGCGGUAGCGGAACGCAUUCCAGCCUACAUUUCGAUAGUAUUUUUAAAGAAAACACUAAUAAGCCGUCAGCCGCGCGGUCCGCGGCCACUGUGGGUAAAUGGGGCAUCACCUCGUUUACCUCUAUUCGUACCUUAAAUGGCAGAUCUGACACAGAGUCGAGUGCUGCCUCCGCAGAAUCGGCGGCUCCUAAACCAAAGAAGUUUUUCAAGAGCCGCAACAGCGAACCACCCGAUUUGUCGUCGACCCCGUCCGCUUAUUCGCCCCCUCCGUACCAUUCAAAGAAGGCUCGCACGGCGUACGAACCCGGCAGCGAACGGCAAACCAGUCCUCGUAAAUUCUUCUCUUCCAAAAACAACUUGAAGACGGUCAACGAGCCGCCGAAGCCGCCGAUAGUGUUAAGGAUAUGCCACGGUAAAUCUCAGCUACUGAACGAUUCGGACGAGUCGGAGAGCACUCUUACGCCGUCGACGUCGACGUCUCCCAGGGCGUUGCGGGAAUCGUCGUCGCGGCCGACGAACUGCAGGAUAACGCGGAGCGCGAGAAGAAGUAUGCAGCAGGACCCGAGCGGCAGCCCCGCGACCGCGGACACCCCCGCUGAACUGUCCAUGUUUAGCGAUAAGAACGACAGCGAUCUGUCGCCCCAGUAUAUACCGGCGGAAAAGUACGAGCAGGAACGUAGAGCGUUGUACGACAAUUUGCUGAGGCCGAACUCUCCGGAGGAAGAGGCGGAUACCGACGCCGCGACGGAAGCGUCGGUCGUCGACCGCGACUGGAGGAACGAAGACGCGACGACGGAGGAAAGCGAAAAACCGAUGGACCUGGAACCGCCUCCCCCCGACGAGGACAAAGAAAACGUGCACGCGGGGGCGCGCUUGGAAAACGGGGACGCUACGGCGGAGGAACCGCUCGCGGCGACGAGGGAAGAAGAAGAAGACGAAGACGAAGUGCCUAAGAAACCGACCAUUGAGGAGGAGUGGAGUACCGAUUCGGACAGUAACAGUACCGCUCCCGAAAUGGAGGUCAAACAAGUGGUUCCGGAGCCGGAGAGGAGCGUCAAUCAGAUCGAGCGGCACAAAGAGCAAAUCCUAGAUAAAAUUCUGGAGAAACCGCCUGACCCGCCGCCGGUGAAGCUGGUCAUCACCAAGAAGAAGGGCAGCAUCUUUAAGAGUAGGGCUUUGGUGGAAGACGGCAGCAAGAAGAGGCGGGCGAGAUACGUGCACAAGUGGAUCGACGACAAGGACAAGGUCGGCGGGGAGACCCCCGCGAGACCGAGCGUCGAGAACGAAGCCAUCGACGGGUACGAGUUUAAGGGAGAGCCUUUGGUGAGGGUGCCCAAGGUGGUCGACGACGACCCGGACCAGGAAGUCGCCAGUAUAAAAUGCGCCAAGAGCGACAAGGGCUAUUACAUGGUCGUCCGGAACGUGAAGAAGGCCCACCAGAUUCAGGAGAUCGGCGAGUUUCAGGAAUUCAACGACGACGUGGAUUAUAUCCUCGACACGCUCCAGGACAACAAUCCGAUCAGCACCCGAUGCUUGUCGGCUAUCAGUCUGGCUUCUAAGUGCAUGGCGCCCGCGUUUAGGAUGCAUGUGCGCGCGCACGGCACCGUUGCCAAGUUUUUCAAGGCGCUUCACGAUGCCACCAAAGACCAGAGUUUGGGACUGUGCACGGCGACUGUGAUGUUCGUCCUGAGCCAGGAUCGGCUCAACAUGGACCUGGAUCGGGACUGUUUGGAACUAAUGCUGAACCUGUUGGAGUCGGACGUCAGCUAUAAGCACGCUCUCGACGUGUGCGGCCUGAGCUCCGGCCAACUGGAGAAGAACAAGCAGAAGGUGCGGGAACUGUGCGAGGAGAUCCAGAGCAAGGGUCACGCGAUGCAUCUGAAUCUGGAGAACAUCACCACGGGUCAGCUGGCGAUGGAAACCCUUUUAAGUUUAACGUCGAAACGGGCGGGCGAGUGGUUCAAGGAGGAGCUAAGGGAGUUGGGCGGCCUCGAGCAUAUCAUGAAGACGAUCUACGAGUGCUGCAAGCAGGUGUCGGACUACGUCGUGUCGUGGACGGACGUCCUGCUCGACAAACUCAAGAAGGUCGACCGUUGCCUAAGGGUGUUGGAAAACGUGACCCAAAACAACGAGGAGAACCAGAACUACAUUCUGAAGUAUAACGACGGGAUGAUUCUGGACACCCUCGUCAACCUGUACAAGUUGUGCGACGGCGAGAUCCCGCUGUAUCCCGUGACCGACAUCCAAGACAAGACCUCGACGGGCACCAUCAUCAGGGAAGCGUUGCUGGUCACGCUCAAGGUGCUCAUCAACCUGACCCACCACUUUAGGCAACAGUGUAAGUUGCUGACGCCGCCGGCGUCCGUCGAAGACCCGGGGACUCGCGAUUCUGCCAUUUCAGCGUUCGGCAACCAGUUAAUCGGCUCGAGGCCGGGCAUCGUCGACACGAGCCUCCACCUACUCCUGCAGGUGCCCAAUUACAUUCCCGAGCAGAAAAAGUUCGAACUCGGCGUGCUGGUGCUGAUGUUGCUCAUCAACCUGAUCCAGGACCACGACGGCAACAAGAAGCUGCUGAUGGAAGCGAAAGCGCCAUCCAAACAGGAGCGGCUAUAUUCGCGGGAGGAAAGCGCCGUGGAGGCGCUGAUUUGCCAGUUCUACGAGUGGGAGGGAUGCGCGAAGAUCGCGGAGAGCAAGACGGACGCUAUCCUGGACGGCGAGAAGGACGCGGAGGACGCGGCCUCCGCGCCGACCAAGUCCGGCGAGGAGUUUAUCGAGGAAACGGUCGCAAAGCUCCUGCAGAAGGCGGGCACGCACAUGGAGUACACGUUCCUCGCCUCCUACAUCGUGAUGCUGGUCGGCUUCCUCAUAAUGGGCAACGCCGAUUACGAGAACAACAUCCGGCAGUUCCUGCGCGGCAGCAACUUCGCGGACAUGGUCGAAUUGCUCAACAAGUUCUUCAAGUUUAUGAACCUGACCGCGUCGACGGAGGCGUCGAGCGUUUGCGCCAUCAAAGCGACGCAGAGAGUGAUCAAGUUUUUGGAGGAUUGCGACAAGACGGGUGACGAAACGUCAACGUAGGACGCGUCAGACUGACGUCGAAACAUUCACAAAUUAAGUUUAGUAGAGUAUAUAUAUAAAUAAAUAUAUUUACAAAGGUUUUUAAUUUUAUAUUUGAGUAUUUUCGAUACGGGAGGCCCCCGGGUCCGCCGUU